AACAACAGGCAGAGUCGGUCGAGAAAGUUCGCUGGUUUGUGUUUUGUAUUUAUCUCCUGGCACAACCUAUUCUAUCCUUUCUUCUCCUCAUCUUCAAAUAAACCCCAAAAUUCUGCAAACCCUAACUUCUCUCCUCUGCCCUAAUCUUCAAAUUACUUCUGCAAUCUUUCUCAUCUCUGCUAAAAUUUCACCAUGGUUCCAAAGAAAUCCGGCAUCAAUGAAGUCGACGGCGCCAGUCCUGGCAAAAUCUUCAUCGGAGGCUUAGCUAAAGAGACAUCUCUUGAUACGUUUACGAAGUACUUUGAGAAGUACGGAGAAGUGAUUGAUAGUGUUAUUAUGAAAGAUCGACUCACUGGAAGACCAAGAGGUUUUGGGUUCAUCACUUAUGCAGAUCCUUCUGUUGUUGACAUUGUUAUUAAAGAAGAACAUAUCAUUAAUGAAAAGCAGUGCUGCUUUUGGUUACUGCAUCAGGUGGAAAUCAAAAGGACAAUUCCUAAAGGUGCUGCUCAGUCAAAUGGUUUCAAGACCAAGAAGAUCUUUGUCGGGGGAAUUCCAACAACCGUCACUGAAGAUGAGCUCAAGGAAUUCUUCUCAAAUUAUGGUAAGGUUGUUGAACAUGAGAUCAUAGUUGAUCAUGCUACUAAGCGUUCCCGAGGAUUUGGAUUUGUUGUGUUUGACAAUGAAAAAGUUGUGGACGAUAUUCUGGCUGAUGGAAACAUGAUUGAAAUGAAUGGUUCAAGGGUUGAGAUCAAGAAGGCUGAACCAAAGAAAGCCUCAGCCUCAGGUUCUGCUUUUGGUAGUGACUCUAGGGGACGCGGAUAUGGAGAUGAUUUCAGAGGUUACCCUGAUACAUAUAGUGGUUUUGGAAGUGGUUAUAGUCCUGCAUCUUAUAGGGCAUAUGGAGCCUUCCCUUCUAGGUUUGGUGAUUAUGGGGGCUAUGGAGGUAGUGAUUAUGGAGGAGGUUAUGGUGGAUUUGGUGGAGCUGCUAGUGUUGCUGGUUAUCGGGGUGAAUCAUCGUAUGGCUACUCUGGCCGUUAUGGCUCAUAUGGUGGGGGUUUAGGUGGAGGAUAUGGUAGUGGCCUAGGGAUGUAUGGCAGAGGAGAUGGUUAUGGUGGUGGUUCAGGUUCAGGUGCUGGAUAUGGUUCAGGUCCUGGUGCAUAUGGUGGAGCAGGAGCGAUGUACGGAAGUAGGGGAGGCUAUAGCAGCAAUAGUCGUUACCACCCUUAUGCACGAUAGACAUCAGUAAGAGCCUUACCAUAGAGUGUUUGCUCAUUUCGCAGCAUUUUAAGGACUUGGAGCAGGAGGAAUUACAGCUAUUUCUAGAUCAAGAUUUGUGAGAAUGCAUUAGUAUCAUCUGCAUCUGGUUCUACAUGAUAGCGUGGACAUUGAUUUAGCAAUUGUCUUCUGUUGACUGAUAGUAUUUAGUACUGUCUUGUCUUGUAUUCUUUAGUUGCGUAGUUAGUUAAGAUUGUGAUUGACUAUUGACUUAGAGCAUUGGCAUCUGGUUCUAAUAUUAUAGUCGUAGUACAAAUUUUUUUGUGA
This is a messenger RNA of Beta vulgaris subsp. vulgaris (sugar beet), 1542 nucleotides long. RefSeq names its product heterogeneous nuclear ribonucleoprotein 1. NCBI's taxonomy places the organism in Eukaryota, Viridiplantae, Streptophyta, Magnoliopsida, Caryophyllales, Amaranthaceae. The coding region runs from base 193 to 1236 and encodes 347 amino acids. The record is from RefSeq and is a predicted model, not a curated record. Gene Ontology annotation, cellular component: nucleoplasm. Gene Ontology annotation, molecular function: RNA binding. Gene Ontology annotation, biological process: regulation of gene expression. The transcript has 6 exons.